Molecule: messenger RNA, 938 nt
Organism: Prunus persica (peach)
Lineage: Eukaryota; Viridiplantae; Streptophyta; Magnoliopsida; Rosales; Rosaceae
Product: basic form of pathogenesis-related protein 1
Exons: 1
Coding region: 54-539 (161 amino acids)
Source: RefSeq, a predicted model, not a curated record
ACCUUCUCUGCUAGAAAGAAAACACCUUAAACUUCUGAUAUCAAGAAACAAAAAUGGCGUUCAACACGAAGCUACUUUUGGCCAUUUACUGCGUCGCAUUGGUCUUCACUCUUGUCUCUGCAAACAUUUCCCAAGCAGAGAUCGAUGGCUUCCUCGAGGAGCACAACAAGGCUCGUAAAGAGGUCGGCAACAAACCCCUUAAGUGGAACACAACUUUGGCCCAGUAUGCCCAAGAAUAUGCCAACAAAAGAGUUGACGACUGCGCUAUGGAGCACUCAAGAGGGCGUUGGGGUGAGAACUUGACCUCGGGCGACGGCAUGACCGGCGCAGCUGGCACUAAAUAUUGGGUCACCGAGAAAGAGUUCUAUGACCCCAAGUCCAACAAAUGUGUCAAAGAGGAAUGUGGUCACUACCUUGCUGUGAUCUGGGGCAAAACCACCGAGGUCGGAUGUGGGAUUUCAAAGUGCAAGGAUGGAAAGAACUAUAUCGUUUGCAGCUACGAUCCCAUGUACCAGCCCGAGGACGAGCGCCCAUACUAGACGAUGUAUGUACGCACACUUACAUGAGGCCUGUUGAGAGGUCCGUGUUUUUUUUUCUUUUGCGAGCUCCCAUACUUGAUAUGGUAUUGUGAGAGGUGACAAGAGAAUGGAUAAAAAAUGAAAAGAAUAAUAUUAUUUCCUUUUUUUCUUUUUUUGUAAUUUCUAACUAAAUAUUAUCUCAUUCUCUUUAUGUUUUUUUUUACUUUUUCUCAAUCUCAAUUGUCUAAUGCCUCCCCAUCUCGUAUUUGUCUUUAUUUUUUUUUUUUAAAAUACGACAAAUGUGAUAUCGAAAGGAUGUUAAGUGUAUGUUUGGUAUUUUAUUUGAAUUCAACUUUUUAAACUUUAAAAAAAUAAAUUGAGUCCAAAAUUCAAAAAAUAUGUUUGGUAGACCUAGUUACU